AUGGGAAAAAGAAAGGCAAGCAAAAGAGUUCGCCCUACGAGACGGGCCGCCCCUUUAGAAACGACUUUUACGUGUUUAUUCUGCAACCAUGAAAAAAGCGUCAGUUGCACAUUAGACAAACAAUCUGGUGUCGGUAACCUGCAUUGUAAGAUUUGCGGCCAAAGCCAUCAAUGCAUUAUUACAGCUCUUUCCGCACCUAUCGAUGUGUACAGCGAUUGGAUUGAUGCUUGCGACACUGUAGCUCAUCAAGGUCAAGAUGAUAAAAGUGGAAAUGGUGCUUUCGCUGAGGCAGAUGCAGAACAUGAAGGCAAUUUUUCCCGUGAUGAGGGUUAUUAA
Messenger RNA from Schizosaccharomyces osmophilus, 336 nucleotides. RefSeq names its product transcription elongation factor, Elf1 family. Gene Ontology annotation, molecular function: RNA polymerase II complex binding. The coding region runs from base 1 to 336 and encodes 111 amino acids. Lineage: Eukaryota; Fungi; Ascomycota; Schizosaccharomycetes; Schizosaccharomycetales; Schizosaccharomycetaceae. The transcript is spliced from 4 exons. Gene Ontology annotation, biological process: transcription elongation by RNA polymerase II. Gene Ontology annotation, cellular component: transcription elongation factor complex. The record is from RefSeq and is a predicted model, not a curated record.